Molecule: messenger RNA, 3183 nt
Organism: Chanos chanos (milkfish)
Lineage: Eukaryota; Metazoa; Chordata; Actinopteri; Gonorynchiformes; Chanidae
Gene: vsig10l2
Product: V-set and immunoglobulin domain containing 10 like 2
Exons: 15
Coding region: 1-3183 (1060 amino acids)
Molecular function (GO): protein binding
Source: RefSeq, a predicted model, not a curated record
AUGCCUGUAAAGAUGGAUCUGCUCACAGACUCUUGCCCCCAAAUGGGGAGUUGGAUGCAGGAGUCUGUGACCAGCCGAAAUGACACCAAAGCGCACUGCCUUGACGUCAUUUUGAUGUCUCUUUUGGCGCGCGCCACCAUGUGCAAGGGUGGCAACGACUUCUACGCUACCCUUCCCUUUCACAACGAGCUCCCUUUUGACUACUGGAUCCGGCUUAACAAAGCCAUUGAUACGGCAGAGGGAGCUUUGAAGAGGCAGGGUAAAAUCCUCGACAACCCAGCUCGAGAGGUAACGGUGAUGUUCAUUCGCCAUUGUCCUGACCCUUGGCUCGCCCUGGUGUUCAAGUGUAAGCCAUUAGAAGAGUGGACUACAGGUGAAGUACAGAGCUUCAGCAUGUACAGCGACCCCUCAGCCCAGCUCACGGUCUGCUCAGCUGAGCAGCAGCAUUCCUGGUCAGCAGUGAAUCUAGAUGGCCCACAUGAGGAGGGGACAAGUGGAGGGCCGGAGAAAAUGUCCCCAGAGUUUCCGACUCUUAUUGUUGAUGGACAAGGUGAUGACCUUAAAUUAGGUAGUAAUGUCAUCAAGCAUCUAAUUCAUGUAAAAAAAGCGUCGGGAGACUACUCGGAAAAGAUGCUGACCACAGACCAGAAACAUACAGAUGAGGAAAACCUACUGCAGCUAUUGUCAUGUGUAGAGAAGUGGAAAGGAGGAGCCAUGCCUGAGAAGAUGGGACCUGUCAAGGUCAAACAUGCUGUCAUGCUGGAGCCCAUGCAUGAGCAUUUGGUGUGGGGUGUGGAGAUCCUGGACCCUGGUGAGGUGGUCUAUACAGAAACCAGGACUAAUGGAGUAGUGGGGCGUGGUGUCAUAUUGGAGUGUGGCCCGACCCUUCCAGACGUCUAUAUCUGGGGUUUCACCCGCCCACGCACAGACACCAUCCGAGCCAUUGUCUAUAACUUUGGCAAAGGACCCAAGCUACAGAAACUGGCUCAGGAACUGGGUGAACUGAGUGUCAUUACCAACAGCGCGUCUCUGUCCAUCGAGAAGCUUCCCCUGGUGGCUGAGGGGGUCUACACCUGCCAGGCUCUGUAUGACACUGCUGAAGGAGCCAAGCUUUACUACUACUAUGUUUAUCUAUCUGUUUUAGUGCCAGUGUCCAAGCCCUACAUCUUGAUGAGUGACUCCUCUCCAGUAGAGGGCUCCACCCUAUGGAUGCGUUGUGGCUUGGAAAAUGGCACCGGCCCCAUUAAGUACAUUUGGGAGCAGGAGAGCAGAAGCGGCAUGCUAACCAUGCUGGCAGAGGGUAACAGCAGCCUGGUCAACGUAACUGAUAUCAGCCGCAACCACACAGGCUGGUACCGCUGUCUCGCCAGUAAUCAGGUUAAUCAGCAACGCAGUGACCGCAUCUGGCUGGACAUAAUCUAUGGUCCAGACCUGCCUCAGAUUGAUGUGACGCCCUACUCUGUGACUGAGCGGGGCUACUCAGCCCUAGAGAGAGAGACCGUUUCACUCCUCUGUCAGGCCUCCUCUAAUCCUCCCAGCCAGUACGUCUGGUUCUACAACAACUCCCAGGUGUACAGUGGGCCUCAGUAUACCAUCACAAGAAUUCUGCGUAUGCAUACUGGUCACUAUGCGUGUCUGGCCCUGAACACAUACCUCAACACCCGCUCCAAGAAAACCAUCACCCUCACCGUCUACUAUCCUCCUGAUGGCAAUCCCUCCUGUACCAUCCUUCCGGCCAACAACCACACCGACCUGGCCCUAUGGUGUCAUUGGGCUGGGGGCUACCCUCCAGCCUCUCUACACUGGAAUCCAUUUGUAUUUGGGGAAGAGGUAGAGAGUGGCUCCAACAUCACCCAGAUCCAGCCUGGCCCAGAAACAGCAAACAACUCUGUGUUCGUCUGCCAGGGCUCCCAUGUGGCACUCAACAUCACCAGACAGUGCAGCACACGCACCUGGCUGCCUGUCGGUGAACCCCAGUGCUCUGCCUAUGCCACACGGAAUAAUGAGUACCUGAUGCUGUCCUGCUCUUGGGAGGGGGGUUUUCCUCGAGCCCUGCUGUGGUGGGCAUCUAGUUCUGGAGCAUCACAAGGCACAUCUGAGGAGAAUGCCAACAUCCUGGUCCUCCGCUCCAGUUACACCUACAGUGGGAAAGCUUUCGUGUGCCAUGCCAAGCAUCCCCUGGCAGGAGAGAGCAAGCAGUGUGUGCUCCGAUUAGAGGCUCCAGUGCUGGUGGCACACCGUAGCCUGGUGACUGUCUAUGAGGGCAGCGAUGUCCAGCUCACCUGCGUAAUGAGCGCCAACUACCCUGUAACGGAGAUCACCUGGUACAACAACCUGAAGCAGCAUGUAGACAACACACCCAAGAAGUACGUCCUGCAACGGGCGGCCAGCUGGUCCAAUCUAACAGUGAGAGAGACGGAUUGUGCCAGGGACAGUGGGCAGUACUGGUGCUCAGCCACAAACGCAGUGGGCGGUGCUGAGAUUCCCAUCACACUGCUGGUGAAGAGGUAUCCCAUGCCACCCAAUGUGACAAUCAACAAGAUCGUCUACAGCAGCCAUGUGCGCACAGACGUGGAUAUGGAGUGGUCCAUCAGGACUGAACUGGACCUCACCAGCUUCUUCAUUGAACGGCAGCUGCUCCCUGAACCUGUGGGGAAAAGGGCCAGCAACGUCUCCCUCUGGUACAAAGUCAUAGUGGACCUGGAGUCUGAUGUGCGCAGUUGUAAGAUCAGUGGUCUGGAUCCCACCCGAAACUACGCAUUUCGCAUUACAGCUGUCAAUCAUCGCACCAUUGGACACCCCUCAGAGGUGAAGAGCCCAGCGGAUCCGCCCUUCAAUGCUUACCCUGCUGUGAUUGGAUCUGCCAUUGGAGGCAUGAUUUUGGCUACUGUGGCAACUGUCCUGUUCUUCCUGUAUGUGGUGAGGAACAGACGCAGCAACCCACGACUUCAUGACUUGAUAUUUGGCUUGCAGCACAGUCAGUCCAGAGAGAACAUUAAUUUUCCUGAGGAUGAGGUUGUUGGAGGACUAGAGGACGAGGCAGGAGGAAGAGCGCCCAGUCGGUCGCCGAGUCCAGGACCGUCCAUGACAUUGCCAAGACCCACAGCGGCUCCCAAAGGCUCGCCCAUAGGAGAAGACAACGAACCUGUCAACGUCACCAUCACUGUCAUGGCAACAAGCUGA